Leucoraja erinaceus (little skate) is the source of this 6538-nucleotide messenger RNA. RefSeq names its product pleckstrin homology domain containing, family G (with RhoGef domain) member 5b (gene plekhg5b). NCBI's taxonomy places the organism in Eukaryota, Metazoa, Chordata, Chondrichthyes, Rajiformes, Rajidae. The coding region runs from base 2196 to 5630 and encodes 1144 amino acids. The transcript has 22 exons. Gene Ontology annotation, cellular component: plasma membrane; endocytic vesicle; axon. Gene Ontology annotation, biological process: Rho protein signal transduction; endothelial cell migration. Gene Ontology annotation, molecular function: guanyl-nucleotide exchange factor activity. The record is from RefSeq and is a predicted model, not a curated record.
AUCACCCUACCACAACCAGAGAGCAGUCCUGAACUACUAUCUACCUCAUUAGUGACACUCAGACUAUCCUUGAUCAGACUUUAUUGGCUUUACCUUGCACUCAACGUUGUUCCCUUAUCAUGUAAAUGACUUGAUUGUAAUCAUGUAUUGUAUUUCUGCUGACUGAAUAGCAUGCAACAAAAGUUGUUCACUGUACCUGGGUACACUUGACAAUCAACUAAACUGAGAAGGCUGAGAGGUUUAGAACCAUCGAGUCAUACAACACAGAAACAAAAUCGUCCAUGUCAACCAAAAUUCUCCGUCUAAGCUAGCCCCAUUUGUAUAUGUUUGGCCUAUAUCCCUCUAAACCAGUCAUAUCUACGUACCUGUACAUGUCUUUCAAAUGUUGUUUUAGUACCUGCCUCAACUGCUUCCAGCUCGUUCCAUAUACCCGCCACCUUCUGAGUGAAAAAGUUGCCCUAUUAAAACUUGCCAGAGGAGGCAGUUGAGGAUGGGAAACAGUUGGACAGGUACAUGGAUAGGUCAAGUUAGGAGGGAUAUGGACCAAGCACAGGCAGGUGGGACUAGUGUAGUUGGGACAUGUCGGCUGGCGUGAGCAAGUUGGGCUGAAGGACCUGUUUCCACACUGUAUAACUCUAUGACUAUGUUGAUUCCACUGAAAAGUGUGGAGAGGAUUGUGCUGUAGAUGAUGUCCUUGGGUUAUUGAGAUAAAGACCUGCAUUUCAGUGAGAGGUGUAUGUUUGUGAUUAUUCAUCCAUAUAUAUAUAUAAAGAUACUCAAACGUAUGUAUGAAAUAGUAGAAUGCAAUUUUGACUGUAGAAGUCUAUUAUCUGCUUAUACUAGGUGAAGAGAUGAUUAGGGAGAUCCAAAAUGUAUGUUGCAGCUCUGAGAUGGAUCAUCAAAGAUCAUUCAACAGAGAAGCAGUACAUUUCAAACAGGAUCCUCUCCAGUCUAGCUUAAAUAAAGCCCAGACAGUGGAGAGCAGCCACUGCUUCAGCUUCCUUUGCUCUUUUGCGUAUGUAAUAAAGUUCAAUCCACAGGAAGCCCUUUGUUCUCCCUUGUUUUUGAAAGGUGUGGUUUAAAUAAAUCUCUUGCAAGUAUCCUUUUCAAAUUGUAGAAUUUUUGCAGUACUUCAACAAAUUGAACUGAGGUUUGAAUUGAUGAAACUGCUUUUGAGUUUAAUUUAAUCAAAGAAAGUCUCUCGGCUGUGGAGCUUAACGUGCAGGAUGAUCUCCAGAAAACCUUUUCCAUUUUAAGAGUCUAAAAGCUUUAGCCUAUUUAAUCGUCUCCAUAUGCUGAUCCUGGCUGCUACGGAAGGACUUGGCACAAAGAUUGGACUGCACAGUGGCAGAAAAUAUAUAUAUGGGCACUGCAUGUUUGUGGCUGGGGUGAAAAAUUCCAUUUGAAAUAUUUGGGCUUCUUCAGACAGACCCCAUAAAGGUAAACAGAUAUCAAAGAGGAAAUUAAUCUGCAGUCUGGUCAGAGGAACAAGACUUUGUGGUAGCAUACAAGACACAGACAAACUUCUCUAUACACACACAGAGCUCAGGCUGAAGAAAGAUGUUACUGGGCUUUUCAGCCUCUUGCUGCCAUGGUGAUGGUCAAUUAUGCCGGUGAUGCUGGGAGCUUAACUUUUGAACUGUAAUCAGAUAUCGACUGCAAUGAAGUUGUCCGAGUGAGACAGAAGACUAAGGCUACAGGGAAAACAAAUCACAAAAAGGGCGAGGUGGAAAUAAAGGAGCAACAAAGAAGGAGCAGCUCUGAGGUAAAGGGAGAGUUAAGGUAGUAAAUGAUUAAAAAGGAAGACUCAGAAAGAAUAGAAAACCUAAAUGUAAAGACUUGCAAAGUUAGAAACGGCAAAGAAGAAAAGUAAAAAAGACAAGUUUACGAGAAUUAAAAGUGGCGGAAAAAAAAUACAGGUCGGUUGAAAAGGAAGCAUGAGAACAGCAAAUUGAGAAGUUACGGUAGAAUAAAAUAACAUGAGUUAGGAUGACAAUAAUACAGGCAAGAUAUAUGAGUGAAGAAGGGGGGGGGAGACAAACACAGAAGUUCAAUGAGAGGAGUUUUAUCUUGUACAGCUUGUGUACAUUUUUUGAGGUUGAUGGGUGAAAAGGAAGUUUAUUAAAACACAUCCAUCCAUUUGGCAUUUGGAGCUCAGUGUUUGGCUAAAGCUGGCAUCCUCUGCAGUGCAAAGCAUGAACUCUGCCCUUGCCAAAUAUGGGUCCCCACCACGAAACUGGCUCGACCUGCGCCUCCGAGUGCAGCCAAAUGAGCGGAGUUUAACAGAAGAGAAAAUCCUGCUUUGUCAGCACCAGGACUGUGUUAACAAGAGGAGGGCUGUGAAGGUGUGCCACCACGGUGAUUGUCAGGACAUUAACAAUCAGUCCCCACUCAACCUCUGUGCAUCAUGUGACAGCAAACUCCACGAGGCAAUGCAUUUUGACCGGCAUAUCAGAUUUGACCUCCCACCUCAAGGAUCUGUUUUGGCCCGGAAUGUCUCGACACGAUCGUGCCCGCCCCGGACCAGAACUUCGUCGGACAAGGAGGAAGAUGAUGACAGUGGGAUGGAUGGAAAAUGUGAGAAGAGAAAUUCUGCACUCAAGCUAAGCAAGAAGAAAGCUCGCCGUCGCCACACUGAUGACCCCAGUAAGGAAUGUUUCACUCUGAAGUUUGAUUUGAAUGUCAACAUUGAGACAGAAAUUGUCCCUGCAAUGAAGAAAAGGACUCUCGGGGACACACUGGUGCCAGUAUUUGAGAGGAAAGGAAUUGAGUUGAACCAAGUGGAGAUUUUCUUGGACCAUUCCUACACACCCCUGGCCUUGUACUUUGAGGCAUACCGUUUUGGGGGACACUACCUGAAAGUUAAAGCGAAAGCCGGCAAGGAGCUGAAGGUGGAACAGGCUGUCAAGGAGUUCAAGUCAUUGAGCUUACCCAUCAUACGGGCUUCGAUGGUCAGUCCCCCGUAUAUCUGCGCCCCUGUGGUGGACAGGAUGGAGCAACCUCUGCCGGGACGGGAAAACAUGGACAUGGCGGCAUUGGGCAGACGGAGGAAGAAUAUGAUGGAAUUCCUCGGAGAUGCCACCAUCCCAGGUUCCGAUUCCCUUGCCCCACUCAGCUCUUCGUUGCCCAGCAGUGGCACAGAGAGCUGGAAGAACAGAGCUGCCAGUCGCUUCAGUGGGCUCUUCAGCUCUGGCGCCAACGCCUUUGGACGGGAAAUGGAUAAAAUGGACCAACUACAGAGUAAGCUUCACACGUACAGUUUGUUUGGGUUACCGAAGAUGCCGGCUCAGCUAAGAUUUGACCAGGACUCCUGGGAGGAGGAGGAGGAGGACACCAGCCUUUACCUUGAGGGCUCCUGGCAGGAGAUCAUUGAGGCUCCUGAGAAGCUCACCCGCAAGCAGUGCCAUCAACAGGAGGCCCUCUGGGAGCUGUUGAAUACAGAAGCCGCCUAUAUUAGGAAGCUACGUGUCAUCACGGAUCUCUUCCUGUGCUGUUUGAUGAACCUGCAGGAAUCAGGCUUGUUGACUGAGGUGGAGCCGAAGAAACUGUUCUCCAACUUGCAGGAGAUUAUCCAGCUUCACCAGGUUCUGUGGCGAGACGUGAUGUCUCCGCUUUUGCAAAAGGCCAGGGAGGACAAAACUCCCUUCAAUCCCAUUCACUUCCAGAAAGGAUUCAAAAAGUUCGGCGAGCGUUUUCAACCGUAUAUUCAGUACUGCAUGGAGGAAGAGGGCUGCAUGGAGUACAUGAGGAACCACCUCCGUGAUAAUGAUCUCUUCAGGAUCUAUGUAACGUGGGCAGAGACUCAUAAGCAGUGUAACCGUCUGAAGCUCAGUGACAUGUUGGUCAAACCACAUCAGAGGCUCACCAAGUAUCCGCUGCUCCUCAAAUCUAUCUUGAAAAAAACAGAUGACACCCCUGCCAGGGAGGCAAUUGUUAGCAUGAUUAAUUCUGUGGAGAGUUUCAUCGCACACGUGAAUUCCCGGAUGCGCCAACGGCAGGAGCGGCAACGGCUGGCGGAGAUCAUCAGUCGCAUCGACUCCUAUGAGGUGGUGGAUGGGAGCUCAGAUGAAGUGGAGAAGGUCCUGAAGGAAUUCUGCCGCUUGGAUUUAACAGCUCCGAUGUUUGGGACUUCGCCCGAUGAAACGAGGCAAUUGCAGCUGGAGGGAAGUUUGAAAAUGAAAGAAGGAAAGGACUGUAAGAUGGAUGUUUACUGUUUCCUGUUCACUGAUAUUUUUCUCAUCACCAAACCUGUGAAGAAGAUGGAGAAGACCAAAGUCAUUCGACAACCGUUGCUGGUGGAUAAAAUCAUCUGCAGGGAGCUGAGAGAUCCCGGUUCCUUCCUGCUGAUUUACCUGAAUGAGUUUCGCAGUGCAGUUGGUGCCUUCACCUUCCAAGCCAGUGUGACCAGCCAGUCUAGAGUGUGGAUUGAGGCCAUCUUUAAUGCUCAGAACCUCCUGGAGAGACUUCGCAGCCAAGAGUCGGCACUGAAAGAGUGUACACUGCCUGAUGAGGAGGAUGUAGAGAGUGGGACCUCAGACACGCAGUUACCAUCCCUGUUACACGAGGAUACGGACACACUCGAAUCACAGCUCAGUCAGUCGGACAGUGUGUCUGAAACCGUUUCCAUUGCAAUCUCGGAUAUGAAUGACGAUCUCUACUCACAAGACACUGAAGCUUCCCAGUCUGACGAUGCUUCUAUCCAAAGUAUCGUGUCUUCCAACACCACCACCCAAGAGGUGCUCGAUAGUGACGUGACCUCGUCGGGCCUCUUGAUUCCAAACGCCAAAGGCCUGGCUCUGGACCAAUGCCACUCUGCCUCAGUUGAAAGUGCAUAUGGCACCCUAUCUCCAGGCUCUGCCCCAGAGUUUGAGAUGCAACAGCAGGAGUUGGCUGAUGAAUGUAGAGAACCGAUGGAGUUAAGCUCACCUCAGAUUUACCAGCGGUGCCUAGUACGAUGCAAACACAACAUCCACAGAUCAAAAUCAGAGACCAACCUCCACCGGCUCAUUUCCUCGUCUUCUGAAUCUCACGGUGUGAGCAGGCCGUUCCUGAGCAGAAGCCUGAUUGAAAUCAAUGCGCCGACUCGGGACAUCCCAGCGAGUGACUCGGGCAAGAGGCCACUGGGUGCGUCCCCACCACCGAGUCCGCACUGUCUCAUGAACACAAAGGUGAUGGACACCCUGAAGCGGGCAGAGGCUCAUCGCCAGAGAGCAGCUCCGUGCCCCAACUCCCAGGGCAGCGGUGGGAAUGUAGUGGACAGUGAGAGGGGGAGCUCCAGUGACAGCGAGCUCUCGGAGGCGGGGGAGCAGGGCCCGGUGAUGCAAAAUGCCCGUCUUGCAGACAGAGUGAGCUUUGACUCGGAACCGCAGCCCUGCACCUUGUCGCGCUCCAACAGUGAGCCAGAACUGAGCACCCCUUGUAUCACCGUCGAGCUCACAGCACUCAGCGAACACGAAGGAGAUGUUACGGAGCAUCAGGGUCGGAGCAAUUCCUCGGAACAUACAAAACGGACAAUGUCAGGACCUCGGACUGUGCAGCACCGCAAACUCACCUUGGCCCAACUCCACAGGAUCCGCACCACUAUGCUCCUGAACUCCACCCUGACUGCAUCGUACGUCACCGCUCCAUGAAGGGGAGAGGGGUAGUGGGGAGGGAAGUCUAGCCUUUGUCAUUACUGGACGUGAUCUGCAGGACCUGGAGCUCCGUCGGGUGAAUUGUGAUGGAACUAGGACACUGACCUUCUGAGGCGCCCAUCACUCCCCAGGGCAUCUCUCAAUAUGCUUAAAAACAAAAAAACCCCCCCCCAACAAAACCUGAGAACGAUGUUGAUGUUCAUGGAGCCAUUUCAGACCGAGUGGCUAGUGGGAGCCGGGGGGCAACGAGCCAUCAGGAUGCUGAGUGGGUGGAGCCAGUGUUGUGGGAGUUGAGGAAACUGGUGACUUCGCCCAGCAAUUCCUGACAAUCAAAAGGAAUACCACGUUCAUUGUAAAUGUAACGGUACCCAGCUGCCAGCAGAUCUACAAACACUGCCAAGGCCUUUUCUCCCCGUAGGGUUUGUAGAUCUCCAACCUUGGCAGUGUGAUCUCCAACUCUUCUCCACUAAGUAGAUCUCCUAACCAUCUCCACUAUGUUUGUCUUUCCUCCCCAUCAACACUGACACCGUCAGCCUUGGAUGGAGUCAAUGCAUCAUCGCCUCAUUGCUUGGAUUCUCCAAGUCCUAAUCUCUGCUGCACGUGGAUUUACGGACCUCGGUCCUCCUCCUCCUCCCCAAUGGCCACUGGUGAAGUUUGCACCAUGUCUAACCGUUCAAGCUUCCACAACAGAAUCUUUGUUCACAAGCCUCAUGUCCUUGGGAGUUCCAUUUGAUGUGAGCUCCGCCCAGCAUGAAAAUCUCUUCAUCAAACCUGUUGACUUUCAAACAGCAAAAGCAAGAGUUUUUCUUGCAGUUUGGGAAUGCCAUAUCUCUGCCUCUGCUUGCCUUAAAACAGCAAUAAUGUCCUUUCCUUAUUAAUGUAUAAAGUUUCAUAUUUAUUAAGCA